AUGGCCGUGGGACCCCGCCGUCAGGUCCGGCACACGAGCUUGCACGCCUGGCGCGCGAGGACACCGGAUGCCCGCGCCGCCCCGAGGGCCCUAGGCGACGCGACGCGCUCGGACCGCCGCCGGCCCACCCGGAAGCCCUUCCCCGGCUCACACCUGCCGGCGCGUGACGCCGGCCGGUCCGCGCCGCGACACUCGGGACGCCCGGGCCCUGGCGACCGGCGUGACCGCGCGCCCCUCACACGACUUCACACCCCCCCGCCCCGCGCCUCGCGUCUACACAGCGCGAUGCCGCAGCGCGGCCCACCCUGGACCCGCUCGCGCCCGCCCCGCGGCCCGGCUCGCCCCCGCCGAGCGCGCUCUCGCGAGGACACGCACGCGCCGCGCCUCGGCGGGCCGCGCCGCGCGCCCCCGAGGGCGUCCUCCGUCGCCCACCCUGGGCCGCCCCGUUCGGCCCGGCGGCUCGCGGGGAAGGGCAAGGCCCGCGCGGCCCAAGGUCCCCACUCACCGCCGAGCCGCGCCGGCUCCGAGCGCGCGUCGUUCCGCCGUGGAGCCCAGCGGCGACCGCGGCCCCCGCUUCUCCGCAAGCUGUGGAGGCGACGUCGCGGGGAGGCUGAGAGGCGAGGGGGGGUCACUGUCGUUCGCUUCACCUUCCCGAAGCUCGGGGACCCCAGAAACUAA
This is a messenger RNA of Meriones unguiculatus (Mongolian gerbil), 678 nucleotides long. Its product is annotated as proline-rich protein HaeIII subfamily 1-like. Bases 1 to 678 code for a protein of 225 amino acids. The record is from RefSeq and is a predicted model, not a curated record. The transcript has a single exon. Lineage: Eukaryota; Metazoa; Chordata; Mammalia; Rodentia; Muridae.